GCUAUUUGAUGUCAACACCUUAGAUAAAAAAGUUUGAAAAGUAAAACCUAAUUCAUUUUUUUAAAUGUUGCUUUAACUUAUCGUAGACAUUACUUUUGUAAAUAAAGCACUCUAGCCUAUUUUUUAACGUAACGAUUAUAUAAAAUAUGGAACUCUCUUGCGGGAUGAAGUGUUUGAAGUAUCUUCUGUUUGCUUUUAAUUUCGUAUUUUGGGUUUGCGGAAUCGUAGUGUUAGGAGUUGGUAUAUACAGUCGUAUAAAAGCUAAAGACUGGAGUAGUAUACUUGGCAAUGAUGACUACGUUUUGAGCGUAGCAAACCUUUUGAUAGCCUCUGGUGCAAUUGUAAUGGUAAUUGGAUUUCUUGGUUGUUGUGGCGCAAUGAAAGAAAGUAAAACUAUGUUAGCAUCAUAUGCGGUUCUGUUGAUUCUCAUCUUUUUAAUGGAGAUUGCUGCUGGUAUUUACGCAUAUGUGAAGAAAGAUAAAGUGUUAAAAAAUGUCGCAACAAACACCAAGAAUUCCGUUAUUAAUGAAUAUGGAGGUUCAACUGUUGCUCAGAAAGGGUUUACUGACAGCGUAGAUUACGUACAAAAACAGCUAGAAUGUUGCGGUGCAGAAACACCAAUGGAUUGGAGCUCAUCUAGUUGGUAUAAAAAAAGUAAACCUAAAAAUGAGUCAACUCCACACGCAGUAGUACCAAAUAGUUGCUGUGCUAAAAAUGUGCCUAGUUGCAAUAUUGCGAAAGAUAUUCCUUCUUUACCUAACACUACUUAUUCUGAGGGUUGUAUUGCAAAAGGGAAAGUAUUUGUAAAUGGUCAUAUUUUAGAAAUUGGAGGUGUUGGAGUUGGCAUAGCUUUCAUACAGAUACUUGGAAUUUUUUUCGCUAUAAUGCUAUGCAGAAACCUUGGAUACCAAAAAGUUAAUUAAUUAGCAUCAUAAAUAUAAAUGUAAUCUCUUCGAUCACAUCUUUCACAUUUUAGUUAAAAUAUUCUUUAUUAACUAAAAUGACGUUUGUAGUUUAUUGUAAAAUUUUGAAAAAUCGCAGAAA
Molecule: messenger RNA, 1044 nt
Organism: Hydra vulgaris (swiftwater hydra)
Lineage: Eukaryota; Metazoa; Cnidaria; Hydrozoa; Anthoathecata; Hydridae
Product: CD151 antigen
Cellular component (GO): plasma membrane
Source: RefSeq, a predicted model, not a curated record